This is a messenger RNA of Caenorhabditis angaria, 514 nucleotides long. Lineage: Eukaryota; Metazoa; Nematoda; Chromadorea; Rhabditida; Rhabditidae. The record is from the annotation of a GenBank genome assembly.
AUGUGCCAUUUUUUGGAUAAUACAACAAAAGUAUUUCAUUUUAUUCCAUCGAUUUCAAUAUUCAGUGCUUCAUUAUUCAUAACUAUUUUUCUAUUUUUUGCCAAUUUUAUUGGAUUUGCACUGUCUUCUGAUGAACGAUAUCUUCGUCUCAUUUAUGUUGCUCUCGCUUUUUUGCUUGUUCAACUUAUCGUAAUUCAAUUAAAUCAUUCAAUUGGAUAUAUUGUAUUUACCGUUAUUUGUAUUGCAAUGCUGUUUUCCUAUAUUUUGCUUUAUGUUUUCCAUGAUCGUGAGUUUUAUCAUUUUUCUCUAGAAUUCUUCAGAAACUAAAUAUUUUCCAGGAAUUGUAAACUUCUUCACAUAUUUUGUGAUUGGAUUUGUUCCGAUUUGGUUCAUUACAUUGAUUUUCACCUCGAUAUUUUUGGUGAUUUUCGGAAAACUCGAGACGAGAGAAAUAAAACCGGAAGCACAAAAAGAAGGAACAAAGCAUAAAGCAGAUAGUGUUUAUAUUCCAUAA